UGUUUACCGGACGUCACAUGAGCUAACGUUACUCGGUUAGUUUCGCUUCCGUCUUUAGGUUUGGAAAACUGGGGGAGAGAAGCGCUUUUAUUUGGGGUCUGACUCGCUCCUGUAGUUCUGGAUGUAAAUGAGCGGGUUUCAGCUUCAGUUUGAGCUUUACUUGUGGAUAUUCCGGUGUUUUAUUAGCUGAGUUAGCGAGACAGCUCGUGGCGCUGUAACUUCAGCUCCUCCUCCUCCUCUCCACAGCGUGUGUCUGACUUCUCCUCCUGCCUUUACACACACUUUAAUAGCUGACUGUGUUUCUGCUGGACUUCAUCACACACGCUGCUGCAGGACUACAGGGGAAGUUUUUGUGUCCAGGUUUUUAUUGGUGGCCAUGUUGUUAUCUUGGAGAGCAGUCAUUCUUCUGGUCUUUUUGGCUUAUGGAGGACAAGCAAGUAAGAACACCAAAAAGUGCCGGUUGUCAGUUGAAAACGCUCAUGAAAGAAACACCCUUUCUCUCCUAGAGCCCCUUACCAAUCAGAGUUUUACUGGAAAGUACGUGAAUGGAACGAGUAGCUACACGUACAUCUUCAGGGUUUGUGAUGAUGUAGAAGGGAAACAAGGUGCAGGAGUCAUACAGAAGGAGUUAAAGGAUGGAAAACCUAUAACAACGCUCAUUGGGAGCUACAAUGACACUCAAGCUAUUAAAGGAAGUGACUGGAUUAUGCUGAUCUACAGGGGUGGAGAAAAAUAUGAUACACACUGCUCAAAGGAGGAGAGAAAAGCCAUCAUCAUGCUGUCCUGUAACAAAUCUGCGGUUGUGCCAGAGCUGACUGUGGUCCUGGAACAAAGAGAAAGACUCCUUGACUGUUUUUACCUGUUUGAGCUGGACUCCAGUGCACUCUGUCCAGUUACCCCAUCCCAAUUGAGCGCGGGGUCCAUUCUUCUGAUUAUUGGCUUCUCCUGCUUGGCUGUGUACCUCAUUGGUGGAUUUCUCUAUCAACGACUGGUGGUUGGAGCAAAAGGAGUUGAGCAAUUUCCAAACUAUGCCUUCUGGUCUGAGAUAGGCAACUUAUCAGCUGAUGGAUGUGACUUUGUAUGCCGAUCCCGUGGCAGGAGAGAGGAGUCGCCUGCUUACAGGGGUGUAUCUACUGAACCAUUAGAGGAGCCAGAGGAAAGGGAUGACCACUUGCUUCCAAUGUGACCUUGACAAUCUGAUCUAGUCAGGUAGAAAUAGCCUAGGUUUGACUAAGUUUUGGCAGGGGAUGUUAGGUAUGUGUCAGACAAAACAAAAUGACUUAUCUUUAAGCAUUCCUUAUACUGCUCUAUAAAUCCCUUACAGACAGAUGAAUUUCAAAUUACAAUAUCAGCUCAGAAAAGUUGGUUUCUCAAAAUAAAUUUUUAUACAUUCACAGUGUGAAUGUACAGCCUGUGCUUAGAUUAUUUUCUAAGUAGGGUUUUGUUUAUUGAUUUUUCUUCAUUCAGUUUAGCUCCAAAGAACAUACAAAUUAUACAUUUACUAGUGGCCUAAGUGGUUUUAUUUAAGUACAGUAAUGCAUUUGAUAUUUAUAAUGAACUUAUUGGGUCCUAGUACUGCCCCACUAGGUUUUCUUUGUUGUCUCAUUAGGGGGUACCUCAGAUCAUUUGUUUUUUUUUUCUGUGUUCUGCUAAGGGAAAGAUACAUUUUACAAAGAUUGUUUUAGGUUAAGGUUACUUUAGCAUUCUGUUACUGCAACAAUUAGAAUGCAAAUGCUAAACAGAAGCACAGAAAUGGUUUGUUUUGCAUUCAGCCUAUUAGACCAUAUAUAUAUAUAUAUAGUUAAGUAUAAUGUUCUGUAGUAUCAAUGACUUGUUGUUAUAAAUGUUUUUGUAAGAAUAACUCAUUGUGGAGUGGAAGAGGGAAUUAAAUUUUGUUUGCUGAAGAAUAUAUAGGUACUUUCGCUAUAAACCUAAAGAAAUAUUUAAUGAUGGAUACUGUAUGCAGUAAACGGUGAACAUUAAUAAAAAUGUGAUAAGUAUAAUAGACUUUUUUUUCCAUAAAUGCAUUUCAGCUAGUCUUGCGCUAAACAGCACGGUUAGUGAAUGUUUCAGAUAGACUGGCCUGUAUGCUGAUUGCAGUUGGUGAGUGAAUAUCUAUUUAGUUUUGUUGAGUUCAGCUGCUGUCACUAUUUAAAGGAAAACAUGGUAUCUGCUUAAUGCACUGCAACUUGCGUCUGCACUGUGUUUAUCACAGAUGCACAGUGAUAAACAAUUUUUUUUGUUUAUUUUUAUUGUUUAGACUGGAUAUGAACUAAUGGAAAAUGCACUUCCAAAGUUGUUUGACAAUUCAUUUACAUUUGCACUUGAAACAGACCUCUUUAUGGGAGCUUCCUGAAACCCUGAUGAUAUAUUAAUGGGAGUGUGACCAAAAAAUCACCAAUGUAGUUUUACAUUGUCCAGAACAGGGAUAACAUCUUCUUCUGGACUAAAGUGUUCUUAGUAAUGGUUAAUUGUGAAUUAAAAGCUGUGUAAACUGUGAUGAAUAUGAUCAGAUAAUAUAAUAUAUAUAAUAUAAUCAGAUUAAGAAAAAUAAACAUUCAGGCAUCCACAGGGUCCUUUGGGGUGUUAUGGGGUCUAUAUAGAACUACUGCAGUUGGUAAAAGAAAAUCUUAUAAAACCCUUUAGUUUACCCAAUGGUAAGGACUACACAUAUCAGCCAUAACAUUAACACCACAUGCCUAUUAUUGAGUAGGUUUCCCUCUGUACUGCAACAACAAAUCAGAAUCUCAUAAUUGGUGUUCUGUGGUUGGGUGGGUCCUUCAUCAAUGAUCAUCAGUGAGCUUUAGGUGCUCAUGACCCUGCCGCCAUUUCACUGGUUGUCCACCAUUUCACUGCUACCAGAAUAAGCCCACAAGCCCUGUCUGUUGAUUUUAAGUUUUGACCCAGUUAUCCAGCCAUCAAAAUGCUGCUCUUGUAAUAAUGGCUAUAAUCUAAAUAUUUGCCCCUUUUUGUAGUCAACACAUCAACUUUAAGAAGGACUAAUCACAUGCUGCCUAAUAUAUCCCACCCUUGACAGAUGCCACUAUAGAUGAAGGUAAUAUAUGUUUACCUGUAAGUGGUGUUAAUGUUCUGGCUGACUAGUGUAUGUAUGUGUAUCAGUUCCCAACCCUUUUCCUGGAGGACCCUGAGCCCUGCUUUUCCUUCACCUAUUUUCCUAUUCCAGUACAACUGAUCUAACUAAUUUGUAAAAUAUCAAACCCUUCCUGAGUUAACAUGCUGUUGCAUUAAAUGCUGCAAAAUGUUCUCCAGAACCAGGACUGGGAAUUGUACAUGAUUACAAACUACUGGAGCUUAGCUUUGGACCCUACUUCCUUCUGUGCUUACUACUGUGCUUAACCACAGAAAUUACUUUUUGACAUUUGAAAAAGUUGGCGCUCAAAUCAGAGUUAAGACAGAUAUGAACUUCAGUUCUGUCAGCUCCGACUAUAUUUGCCCUUUCCUUUUGCUGUUUAUUUUGUGUGGAAAUAACAAGCUUUGUUUUUUCUUGUGAUAUGAAAAUAGAAAUAAAUGCUUUUGAUUGUUA
Messenger RNA from Astyanax mexicanus (Mexican tetra), 3544 nucleotides. RefSeq names its product mannose-6-phosphate receptor (cation dependent) (gene m6pr). NCBI's taxonomy places the organism in Eukaryota, Metazoa, Chordata, Actinopteri, Characiformes, Acestrorhamphidae. Bases 377 to 1186 code for a protein of 269 amino acids. Gene Ontology annotation, biological process: protein targeting to lysosome. Gene Ontology annotation, cellular component: endosome; trans-Golgi network; Golgi apparatus. The transcript has 7 exons. Gene Ontology annotation, molecular function: protein domain specific binding. The record is from RefSeq and is a predicted model, not a curated record.